Emericellopsis cladophorae is the source of this 477-nucleotide messenger RNA. RefSeq lists its product as uncharacterized. The record is from RefSeq and is a predicted model, not a curated record. The transcript is spliced from 3 exons. Bases 1 to 477 code for a protein of 158 amino acids. NCBI's taxonomy places the organism in Eukaryota, Fungi, Ascomycota, Sordariomycetes, Hypocreales, Bionectriaceae.
AUGUUUGAGCAGGAAGAGACCAACGCCAAGGCUGGAGCUUGGACCGAAGCUGCAAAGCUCGAAUUCCUCCUGCGCAUUAUCGCUGUCUACAAAGACAACAAGCCGAUGCCAUGGAGUCGUAUCAACAUGCCGGGCCGAACACAAAAGUCCCUGCAGAACCAGUGGACCAAGAUCCAGAAAGAUAUCGCGGCACUCGCUGAUGGAGAUCCUGAGACUGCCUUGAAGGCCACUCCUCGCAAGCGCGGCAAGAAGUCUGUCGGCAUCGAGAACGGUGAUGAUGAUGACGAGGGCACAGCUACCAAGAAGAAAGGUAUGUGGCUCGGCUACAAGAGUCUUGAUAACCUAGCUUAUGGAUCCAUAGCCCGCACUCCUACCAAAGCCAAAGGCAAGGCCGCCAAGAAGGAGAUCAAAGACGAAGGUCUCACGGACGAUGAGGAAAUUCUCAUCAAGAAGGACGAAGAUAGCGAUAUGGACUGA